GAUCAUUGGACAGAUUUCCUGCCCACAGGAAGUUAGAAGAACUUUGCAGUGUGAAGCCAUAGAAUACGAAGGAGUCUCAUUGGUUCUAAUCGAGUAUUGAUUGUCUAGUCAAUCCAUUAUCAACACGGGUUCAGAGCAGGAUAUCGCGUAGAUACGAGUGAAACUCGUUCAAACUCAUUCAGAACAUUCUGGCGUCACGGUCAUGGUUGGUGCUUGCUCACUGAGGCCAUGAAUGCCAUUCACUACUACGCCAGCUUCAUUCAUCUUCUAUAAUUAGAUACGGCAUACCGGUAUAAAAGAAAUGACACAAGCGCGGUCAACAAACACGCUGUCUCAUAGCGAGCCAAAACAUUACAGAGUCAUCGAAAAGAAUUAUUCAACGUAAGAGAACAAAGGAUGGGGAAAUGUGUGAACUUAUCUGUUCCAUUGCUGGCCAAAUGGAGAACAAUCUUUGAAAGUCGAGAUAUAUUUGACGUGCUCGGCUUUUUAAUACAAAUUCCACUCCAAGCUUUGUUUUUGUUAGGGACAAUAUGCCUAACGCUACAGAUUACAUGGAGGAAAAUCAGACCGCUUCCGAAGGAAAAACCUCAGAAAAGUAAUGACCGCGAAGAAAGAAAAGUAGAACCUUGUGAAUUCACUUUACAAGAACUAAAGAUGUAUGAUGGCAUUCGAAGGCACGAAAUCUAUGUUGCUAUAAAUCGAAAGGUGUUUGACGUAAGUUCGGCAUGGGAAUACUUCGGACCCGAAGGCCCGGAUUCAUCGUUAGCUGGAAGAGAUGCUAGUCGUGCAUUGGUAACACUCUCACAAGCAAAUGACUGUUCAAAGAUAGAUGAUUUUUCUGACUUUAAUGCCUUGCAGUUGGACUGUUUGUUCGAAGUAGAGACCCAAUACCUAGAGAGAUAUAACUACGUGGGAGACCUCGUUGAAAAAAAGCAACCCAACCAACUUCAAAACAAAUGUAUUGAUAUUAUACGAGGAGCGAUGAAAAGAAGCAAAAAAAUCUCUUGCCUCAAGGUUGAAGAUGUUCAUCGACUUCCCCUUCCAAGACUAAUACAACAUCAAAUACUCGAUGUCUACAAAACUGAUAAAGGACAUUUAUGUUAGGAAAAGAAAAAAAGAAAAACUUAACUAGUCCAAGUAUUUGGAUACACUUGGUUAUGGUAAUUCUUCCAAAUGAAAUAUAAUCGAACAUUAGAAUUUUAGAUAGAUAGCCAUUUAUAUAUUUUUUCCGCAUUCAGACAAGCGGAUUUGCAAACACUUUAGGGGGAAAUAAUACAAAAAUUGUACAUUACUAUCUCGGUUAUAACGCAUAUGCUGGACAUAGAGUGCUGUAAAAUAUUCUGAAAUUGAAAAUUACAAUAGAUAUUCCUCAUAACACUGUAUAUUAUUGUACAUAACAUUACAUAAUUGUACAUAGAAAAAAAUAUCUUUAAAAACUUCAAUUGUAAAUAUUACUCAAAUUCGACACAAUAUCGAUUUCGCUCAUAUAUAGAUAUAUAUACAUAUAGAAUGCUAAAAGGCAUAGAUUGCUAAAGAUAUUCAAAGAAUGAUAGGAUAUCUUUAUUAUUGUAUUUUUGUUGAGCAAAAAUACAUAAAGAAUGAUGAGGGUGUAACAGAUAAAUGGAGAAAAUAAAUCAUGGAAGUGAAUGCA
This is a messenger RNA of Actinia tenebrosa (Australian red waratah sea anemone), 1651 nucleotides long. RefSeq lists its product as uncharacterized. The record is from RefSeq and is a predicted model, not a curated record. Gene Ontology annotation, cellular component: endoplasmic reticulum; membrane; endomembrane system. NCBI's taxonomy places the organism in Eukaryota, Metazoa, Cnidaria, Anthozoa, Actiniaria, Actiniidae.